AUGCACAGAGCUACUAGCAUGGCCGCGAUGAUCGGCGGCCGAGCGGUUCAGGGGAUUGGAGGCUCGGGCAUCGGUGUCCUCUGCGAGAUGGUGAUCUGUGACCUGGUGCCGCUACGCGAGAGGGGAGCCUACUUGGGCGUAGUGCUUGGCAUGGUCGGUCUGGGAGCUGCCCUCGGCCCCCUAUUUGGUGGGCUCCUCGUCAGCUACAGCACCUGGCGCUGGGCUUUCUACCUCGCUCUGCCAAUUGGUGCUGCUUCGCUGGUGCUGCUGUUUGCCUUCUUGCACGUCAAGUAUGACAAGUCUCAGACGCUGGCCACCAAGCUUUCGAGCCUCGACUGGCUGGGCAACGCCGUAUUCGUCGGUGGUGCCACCCCAGUGUUGAUUGCCCUCAGCUGGGCGGGUGGCCAAUAUACGUGGUCUUCCUACCAGGUCCUCGUGCCACUCAUUGUCGGUCUGGCCACGAUGGGUGGCUUUGUCGUGCUCGAGAGUAAUGCCCGCCUCGUGCCAAACCCCCUUAUGCCCCUUCAUCUCUUUGGCCAUUCCAUCACUGCCAUCGUCUUCCUCUUAACCUUUCUCCACGGCAUCGUCACCAUGUGGGCCUACUUCUUCCUCCCGGUCUACUUCCAGGGUGUUCUUGCCGCGAGCGCCUAUCGCUCCGGUAUCAUGCUCCUCCCCACCAUCCUCGCACUCCUCCCGGCCGCCAUCCUCGGUGGCGUGCUGCUUACCAAGUUUGGCCGCUACAAGCCCAUCCUUGCAGCCUCCUUCGCAUUGAUUGUCAUUGGCUUCGGUCUCUUCUCGAUCCUGGAUGAGAACUCGAGCACGGGCGCCUGGGUGGGGUUCCAGGUGGUCGAGUCAUUCGGCGCGGGCUUCGCCAUGGCGGCCCUGCUCCCCGCCCUCCUGGCCCCGCUCACAGACAAAGACACGGCAAUGGCGACGAGCACGUGGGGCUUGAUGCGCAGCUUCGGCAUCAUGUGGGGUGUUGCCAUCGCCGGCACCAUCUUCACCAACCGGGCUGCGCAGCUGGCCGGCUCGGGUGCCAUCGGCAGCGACGCAAAGGUGGCCGCCCAGUUCAAGGCCGGCGGAGCGUACGCGGCCGCCGACCCCAAGUUUCUCGACUCGCUCUCGGCACAGACGCGCGCCGAGGUGAUCGCUGUACAGAGCAGCGCACUCCAGCGGUCAUGGCAGGUCGCUAUUGCCUUCGGCGCAGUGGGGCUCAUCGCUGCUGCUGUGAUGAAGCAGGUACCGCUCAGAAAGGAAAACGACACUGACUUUGGCAUGGUCGAGAAGGAGGACAAGCCUAUCGAGGAGGAGGCUAAAGGCAAGACAAGGAAGCAGGUCCUAGUGGCUGCGUCGUAA
Molecule: messenger RNA, 1356 nt
Organism: Phaeoacremonium minimum UCRPA7
Lineage: Eukaryota; Fungi; Ascomycota; Sordariomycetes; Togniniales; Togniniaceae
Product: putative major facilitator superfamily protein
Exons: 1
Coding region: 1-1356 (451 amino acids)
Biological process (GO): transmembrane transport
Molecular function (GO): transmembrane transporter activity
Source: RefSeq, a predicted model, not a curated record